This is a messenger RNA of Plasmodium inui San Antonio 1, 1623 nucleotides long. RefSeq names its product leucyl aminopeptidase. Gene Ontology annotation, biological process: proteolysis. Gene Ontology annotation, cellular component: cytoplasm. The coding region runs from base 1 to 1623 and encodes 540 amino acids. The record is from RefSeq and is a predicted model, not a curated record. NCBI's taxonomy places the organism in Eukaryota, Apicomplexa, Aconoidasida, Haemosporida, Plasmodiidae. The transcript has a single exon. Gene Ontology annotation, molecular function: manganese ion binding; metalloaminopeptidase activity.
AUGGCGACCCUAGUGCCGCAGGUAGUGUCCCUGGACCCAACGACCAUCCCCAUAGAUUAUCACACCCCCAUAGAUGACCUGAACAUAGAGGUAAAAGAUAUCAACAAGGAAGCUUGUCCCGCGGAUGAGGGUCUGAUCGUAUUUCUCCUCAACAGCGCCCCGAAGAAUAGCAGCAGCGGUGGUAGCGGCGAUAAUGGCGUAAGUGGCGGAUCGAUCAAAAUAAACUCUAACGUGAACGAUAAGACGAUUAAUGAAUUUUUAAAACAAGGAAAUAUGGAAAACUUCUCAGGAAAGAUAGGAACCAGUAAAAGCUUCUACAUCGCCAAUGACAAGAAGAAGUAUGUCAGCCUUGCGUACGUCGGAUGUGGUCCUGCGAAAGAAGAAACAGAACUAGAAAUUAGGAAAAUAACAUACGCACUAGCGACCAUGCUGCUUGAUAACAAAUACAAAAAGGUUUCCAUCGUAUUUGAGAUAAAAAUCCAAGAGAACCUAUUUAGGUUUUUCCUGGAGCAUUUAUUUUACGAAUACGUCACGGAUGAAAGAUUCAAGUCUUCUGAUAAGAGUAGCAACACAGAUUAUAUGAAAAGCUUAUCAUUGCACAUUGCCAAUGCUGAUAUGUAUAAGGGACAGAUAGACAAAGCGCGUGUGUAUUUUUAUGGUACCUACUACGCAGCACAACUGAUAGCAGCUCCAUCGAACUAUUGCAACCCAGUUUCUUUGUCCAACGCAGCUGUUGAGUUAGCCAAGAAGGUAAAGCUCGAGUGCAAAAUUUUAGAUGUCAAGGAAAUAGAGGAACUUAAAAUGGGCUCAUUUCUUUCCGUCGGAAAGGGAAGUAUGUAUCCAAAUAAAUUCAUCCAUCUGACGUAUAAAGGGGCACAGAAGGGAGAUAACCAAAAUAAGAGAAAAAAAAUUGCACUCGUAGGAAAAGGAAUAACCUUCGAUUCAGGAGGAUAUAAUCUGAAAGCUGCUCCAGGAUCCAUGAUAGAUCUGAUGAAGUUUGACAUGAGUGGUUGUGCAGCUGUGUUGGGAUGUGCCUACUGUAUAGGUACCAUGAGGCCGGAAAAUGUAGAGGUUCACUUCCUAAGUGCAGUGUGUGAAAAUAUGAUUUCGAAAAAUUCAUAUCGCCCUGGUGACAUCAUCACAGCCUCCAAUGGGAAGACUAUAGAAGUUGGUAACACCGAUGCAGAGGGAAGACUAACAUUAGCUGAUGCUUUAGUGUAUGCAGAAAAGUUGAGCGUCGAUUACAUAGUCGACAUUGCCACCUUAACAGGAGCUAUGCUGUACUCUCUAGGCACCAGUUAUGCUGGCGUUUUUGGAAACAACGAUCAGUUAAUAAAUAAAAUCUUAAAUUCGUCCAAGACGUCCAAUGAACCCGCCUGGUGGUUACCCAUGAUUAAUGAAUACAGAUCCUCCCUAAAUUCAAAGUAUGCUGACCUGAAUAAUAUCUCUUCCAGUGUAAAAGCUGGCUCCGUUGUGGCUUCCCUAUUUCUGAAGGAGUUUAUUCAGAAUACGCCAUGGGCCCAUAUAGAUAUUGCCGGAGUGUCUUGGAACUUCAAGGCGAGAAAGCCCAAAGGAUUUGGCGUCCGCCUGCUAACUGAGUUCGUCCUCAACGAUGCGCUCUAA